GCUCCAUGUAUGAUGGGCUGGCUGACAAUUACAACAACUAUGGCACCACGAGCAGAAGCAGCUACUUCUCCAAGUUCCAGGCAGGCAAUGGCUCAUGGGGAUAUCCGAUCUACAAUGGGACCCUCAAGCGGGAGCCCGACAACAGGCGCUUCAGCUCCUACAGUCAGAUGGAGAACUGGAGCCGGCACUAUCCCCGAGGAAGCUGUGCCACUACUGGUGCUGCCGGCAGUGACAUCUGCUUCAUGCAGAAAAUCAAGGCAAGCCGCAGUGAGCCUGACCUCUACUGUGACCCAAGAGGCACACUGCGCAAGGGCACCCUGGGCAGCAAGGGCCACAAGACCACCCAGAACCGGUACAGUUUUUACAGCACGUGCAGUGGCCAGAAGGCUGUCAAGAAGUGUCCCGUGCGGCCGCCCUCCUGCACCUCCAAGCAAGACCCGGUGUAUGUACCACCUAUCUCCUGCAACAAAGACCUGUCCUUUGGCCACUCAAGGGCCAGUUCCAAGAUCUGCAGUGAGGACAUUGAGUGUAGUGGGCUGACCAUCCCCAAGGCUGUGCAGUACCUGUGCUCCCAGGAUGAGAAGUACCAGGCCAUCGGGGCCUAUUACAUCCAGCACACCUGCUUCCAGGAUGAGUCGGCCAAGCAACAGGUCUAUCAGCUGGGGGGCAUCUGCAAGCUGGUGGACCUUCUCCGUAGCCCCAAUCAGAAUGUCCAGCAGGCUGCUGCCGGGGCCCUGCGCAACCUGGUAUUCAGGAGCACCACCAAUAAGCUGGAGACCAGGAGGCAGAACGGGAUCCGUGAGGCUGUUAGCCUCCUGAGGAGAAGCGGGAGCACGGAGAUCCAGAAACAGUUGACUGGGCUACUCUGGAAUCUGUCUUCCACGGACGAGCUGAAGGAGGAGUUGGUGGCCGAUGCCCUGCCCGUUCUGACUGACCGGGUCAUCAUUCCUUUCUCUGGCUGGUGUGAUGGUAACAGCAACAUGUCCCGGGAAGUAGUGGACCCCGAGGUCUUCUUCAAUGCCACAGGCUGCUUGAG
Grammomys surdaster is the source of this 1036-nucleotide messenger RNA. Its product is annotated as plakophilin-1-like. Gene Ontology annotation, cellular component: nucleus; plasma membrane; adherens junction. The record is from RefSeq and is a predicted model, not a curated record. Gene Ontology annotation, molecular function: cadherin binding. The transcript has 5 exons. The annotation marks the transcript as partial. Gene Ontology annotation, biological process: cell-cell adhesion; cell-cell junction assembly; intermediate filament bundle assembly. Lineage: Eukaryota; Metazoa; Chordata; Mammalia; Rodentia; Muridae.